AUUUAAAAAAAAAAACAGAAAUCACACACUUCUCUGAAAUCCUUAUGUUUUUUUUUUUUGUUUUAAUUAAAUUAAAGCUCGAUUUGUAGUAUAGGCCUGAAUCACUCUCUUUGUGAAAUAGGAUUUUUUAUCCGCAUGCAUGAUUUAAGUGAAAUUCAUUCAGUUAAUCUCUUUUCUAGAUGGUAUUGUGGCUGCAUAAAGAAAAUGGCUUUGCUUUUCGACCCCCCCAAAUAUUCAAAGAAAACAUGAACAACAUUCACGCCCUAUACCUGCUUGUGAGGAAGCAAUACACAGUCUGCAAACACGCUUAUAUACGUAACAAACAUAGACACGAAGGUCAUAUAUUGUAUUUGUGUUCCUUAUUCACAAUACUGCAGCAAUUAUAUAUACAUAUAUAAACACACACACACACACAUUUAUAUAUCGGAGUGUGCUGCAUGUUAUUGAAUUCGUUUCUAUGACAGGAUGAUAUUCUAUUGUUUUGGUGUUGCUGUUUGUCAAAUGUUGAGAUGCAUGUUUCUGGUUUGGUUAUUAACAUAAACAUCGCAUAGAGCAUGGCAUUAUAUAUGUGAAUUUGUUUAUGCAGAACAAAAAAAAAGUAGCUUAAAUCUAGAAAUAAAACGAACGGUUUAUUUCUUAUGUCUCGCUUGUUGUAGCCCUUCGUGUUUUGUAAGCGAGCAAAACUCUCCCCGAGAAACACAUUAACGAAUUACAGCAACUCUGGGAAAUUGGACGCGGCGUUUCGUUUUGUAAGCUCCUCGCUAUUAAAAUUGUGUCUUACAGUAAAAGGAAAAAAAGAAAGACAGAAACCCGCCUGGAUGAUAAAGGGAAAUAAAGCAGUCAGUGAAAUUGUUGUAAAUUAUAUUCAGCCCAGGUCCAUUUGAUAUGAGUGCUGUUGAAAAGCUCUUCUGUGGCUUAAGAAGAAUGGAUCUCCUUGAGAUGUUCUGGAGACAAUGCUUUUAAAUCAUAAAUUAAACAUAUAAGCAUAAACCAUGCAUGUGCUUGAAUCCGUGCUUCGUAUCGUACAGUAUGACCAUGGCUAUCUUUUUAUUAUCUAUUGCAAGUAAUCUACAAAAUGUGUCUCCGUAUGUAUUUUCCUUUAUAUUGUUGUCUCUAUCAUAUAAAUGAACCCUCCCAUGCAUGUCUCAGUGCUGUACCCAUAAUGAACAAGAUCAAUUCAUAUGAGAUCCUCUUUUCGUGCAAAAGAACACAUACGUGUUACUGUAUCUCUAAAGCAAUUCCAUGUAACUAUAAUUAGGUUGUAAAGUCGCAGCAUAUUUAAUAUUAAAAGCGGCACUGCAGGGGGCGGAGCCUGCGGAGGACCGGCUGUCUGAUUCGGCAGCUCGCAGGAAGUAGCCCCCGAACGUUGUUCUGUUUGAAAAGUCAAUUGAGAAGGACUCUUUUGCCUUCGCCAAAAUAUGUCCCUGCAAUGUCAUGCUCCGAAAGACCCGUUUUCAGCUCGUUUUCGGUUCACUCUUUAAUAAGUGGAGGUGCUAAGGGGCCACCCUGCACCGCCAGUCAACCGGCAGGUUUUGUCCAAGACUACCGUGUCCAAAAUUAUUGGGGAUCAGUGCCAAGUCCAACCAAAGCGGGGGAAAUGAAUCAUCACCACCACCUCCAGCAGCAGCAGCAGCAGCACGACGUGGGGUUGCCUGCGCGCCAGUUCCUCCAGGGGAUGGUGAACUGGGCAGAGCACCCCCAUGCCAGCCGCGGACAGCAGCUCGGUCCUUGCCCCUACACCAACUCUAACGGAAAAGACGAGUCCUCCUAUUUCUUUUUUGACACAGACAAACCUUCAAAACCUUUGCCAGACGUUUCCGCCUUUACGAGGCUAAUGUCAGAGAUGGGCUCCCUGAGCAGCGCCAGCGAACCAAUUCAAGGCUGCUUCCGUCCAGACCAGUCCUACACUGCCGUCAAACCCGUCGAAUACACCCAGCACCACAUACCUCCCGCUGCCCACUCGCUCUCGUCAAACUCUGUGGCGGUCACUCGGCUGUUUAGUUUAAGCUACCCAGAGCCACAGCAGCUGUGCACAGAUUCUGAUAAACGGGACAGCGACGACCUGUCUGUUUGUGAUUCUGUCCGUCUACCUCAGAAAACCAAUAACAAUAACAACACGAAGAAGCAGGAAGCCGAGGGACAUUUACUGCAACAGGAGCCCCCUUCACAGUUUCCUGAAGACGACAAAACUCUUGGCCAGGAUACGCAAGAGCACACGGGGGGUGAAAAUGCAACAAGCAGCUGGCUGACAGCAAAGGCUGGAAGGAAAAAGAGAAGCCCUUACAGCAAACACCAGACCCUGGAGCUGGAGAAGGAGUUCCUGUUCAACAUGUACCUGACUCGAGAGCGCCGCCUAGAGAUCAGCCGCGGCGUCGACCUCACAGACAGGCAGGUCAAAAUCUGGUUCCAGAACCGCAGGAUGAAACUGAAAAAGAUGAGCCGGGAGCACAGGGUCCGAGAUCGGACCGUACACUUCCCAUAUGAGUCCAGUGGAAUCUGAAACACGAAUUGAAGCGAACACGCAACCAGACAAACAGACACUUUCUAGAUAAAUACAGACCCGUGUAUGAUUCAUUCGCAGACUUUCUAUAAACACAUGUAGAGACGUGGUACCAAAAGAAGGGUUCUCUUGUGCAAGCUGUAGGAAAGUGAUUCCCACGGGAGGACAAAGAAACUGAAAAUAACAUUUGCAUGAAGAUAUGUUUACUUCUCACGUCGAACACGGUUCGCGUUUUGUCCUAUAUUCUGAACAGUCUAAACGAUGAUAAUAUUCCAUGUAUUUUUGUAUAGGUUCUGUUCGUUCCAAGUAAUUAUGUUAUUAUUC
Polyodon spathula (Mississippi paddlefish) is the source of this 2824-nucleotide messenger RNA. Its product is annotated as homeobox protein Hox-B10a-like. The record is from RefSeq and is a predicted model, not a curated record. Gene Ontology annotation, molecular function: DNA-binding transcription factor activity, RNA polymerase II-specific; RNA polymerase II cis-regulatory region sequence-specific DNA binding. Gene Ontology annotation, biological process: regulation of transcription by RNA polymerase II. Bases 1430 to 2500 code for a protein of 356 amino acids. Gene Ontology annotation, cellular component: nucleus. The transcript has 2 exons. NCBI's taxonomy places the organism in Eukaryota, Metazoa, Chordata, Actinopteri, Acipenseriformes, Polyodontidae.